AUGGCCUCACAAACCCACACUCUUCCAUCCCUUCCCUAUGCCUACAAUGCCUUAGAGCCCAUUAUCUCCAAGCAGAUAAUGGAGCUUCAUCAUCAGAAGCAUCAUCAAACCUAUGUGAAUAACCUCAAUGCUGCACUCUCGGCCCACAGUUCGGCAACUCGGUCCAACGAUGUCCCGGCUUUGAUUGGACUACAGCAAAAGAUUCGUUUUAAUGGCGGUGGCCACAUAAACCACUCCCUGUUCUGGAAGAAUCUGGCUCCUCCUGGCACGCCUGGAAAUGAUAUGUCAAGUGCGGCACCGACGCUUCGUGAAGCCGUUGUCUCGCAAUGGGGCUCAGAGUCUGCCUUUGUUCAGGCCUUUAACGCACUGUUGCUUAGUCUCCAGGGCAGUGGAUGGGGCUGGCUCGUGAGCUCCGGGGGUCCUCGUGGACGACUCGAAAUCACCACGACCAAGGAUCAGGACCCGAUUGUUGGACCUGAUGUGCCGGUAUUCGGCGUAGACAUGUGGGAACAUGCGUAUUACCUCCAGGUGGGCAUGAAGACACCUUCACUAUGUCCUAAUACACUGACAAAAACCGAUAUCAAGUAUCUCAACAACAAAGCCGGAUAUGUUGAUGGUAUCUGGAAUAUCAUCAACUGGGCAGAAGCUGAGAAGCGCUACACGGCUGGUGUCGAAAACCUGCUUAAGCUCUAA
This is a messenger RNA of Penicillium riverlandense, 693 nucleotides long. RefSeq names its product superoxide dismutase. The record is from RefSeq and is a predicted model, not a curated record. NCBI's taxonomy places the organism in Eukaryota, Fungi, Ascomycota, Eurotiomycetes, Eurotiales, Aspergillaceae. Bases 1 to 693 code for a protein of 230 amino acids. The transcript has 2 exons. Gene Ontology annotation, biological process: superoxide metabolic process. Gene Ontology annotation, molecular function: metal ion binding; superoxide dismutase activity. Gene Ontology annotation, cellular component: mitochondrion.